UUCAAGUUACCCGAACCCGACCCAACGUGGACUGACCAAACACAACGUGGUUGUCUUUCCUAAUUUGGAGUGUGAAAAUGGCUGUGGGUAAAGUUAAGAAACGGCAGGGCUCGAAGAAGACCAAAAAAGCCUGGAGGAAGACUGAUAUUCAAGAUGUUGAAGACUUUCUGGAGGACAAGCGGCUCGAAGAAAGAUUAGGAGUUGCAUUUGAAGACCGACAAGAUCAUGAACUGUUCACAGUUGACACAGUUCCUGAUCAGAAAGGCCUGGACAAAUUUGAAGAUUGGAAAAAGGAACGUCGUAACGAAAUCUUAAAACAACCUCCUCGCUGUUAUCAAGCACUCCUACCAGAUUCUAAAGUACCUGACCCUAUUUCAAAGAGGAACAGGAUUCGUACUGCUGAAGAAAGGAAACAUCCUCUCUUAAGGAAAAAAGAAGCUGAACGCAUAGAGAAAGGAAUCCUGAAGGCUAAAGACCUUGACCGGCAGAGGAAUCGAAUUCUCGAUGAGAAGCGCCGUAAAAGUAGACCAGCACCUGGAGACUUUUCUAAAGAUUUGUGGGAUGAGAGUAACAUUUCAUCUGCUUUGGCACCAGAAUUGGGCUCAGAAUGGCUGGAGCCAAGUGUUAAAAAACAUGUUAUGAUUAAUUCCGAUUUAAAAGACAAAAUAGUCCGAUCAAAACUGCAAUGCAAGCCUCACAAUCUACCUGCAGUGGAGGUUCCUCAUCCUGGCAUGUCUUAUAACCCAUCAUUUGAUGAUCACAUUAAUUUACUAAAGGAAAUUUCUGACAAGGAACAGAAACUCAUAAAAGAAGAUGAACACAUAAAGAGAGUGACUACACUUAUGUUUAAAAAACUGCCAAGAGGUGUAGCAGAAGCUCAGUGGAUCAAAGAAAUGAGUGAAGGAGUGCCUGUCCUUGAUCCAGAAGCUGCAAAGUUAGAUGAGGAGGAUGAUAAUGAUAACGAAUAUCGUGCUAUAAAUCCUCCUACAGAUAGAGACAAGAAGAAGGAUAGGAAAACCCGAAGGAAAGCUAUUGAAGAGAAAAGGAAACAGGUCGAGAGGCAAAUGUCAAAACUAGAAAACAAGAAGGUUUCAGACUUAUAUAGACUAAGAAAAUUGAAAGAGGAUAUUUCAAAAGCAGAAGCAAAAUCAGCAAAGCUUAAAGAUAAACGUAUUGCAUUGAGAGCUAAAUAUGCAACUAAAACAAAGCGCUUAGGACGCAAUAAGUUUGAGGAAAGAGAAACAGAUUUUAAUCUAGCUUCUGAGCUGAAAGGCAAUUUACGUUCCCUUAAACCUGAAGGAAAUUUAUUGGCAGAUAGAUUUGUCAACUUACAAAAGAGAAACAUAAUGGAAGUGGCAGCAAGGCAAAAUCCUCGUCGUGCAAAGAUAAAGAAGUUCUUCAAAUCUUCUCACAAAAUGGCGUGGGAAGUUACCCCUCUACAGCGACAGCUUCAUGAAAGGAAGAAGCUGCAACGAACAAAUCAUGUAACUUUAGGUGCAAAAUAAUUACACCUUUUUUUGUUCUAUCCAUUGUUGUUGAAAUUACACCUAGCUUAAAAGCUGA
Messenger RNA from Frankliniella occidentalis (western flower thrips), 1563 nucleotides. RefSeq names its product ribosome biogenesis protein NOP53. Gene Ontology annotation, cellular component: nucleolus. Gene Ontology annotation, molecular function: 5S rRNA binding. Gene Ontology annotation, biological process: ribosomal large subunit assembly; rRNA processing. The transcript has 8 exons. The record is from RefSeq and is a predicted model, not a curated record. Bases 78 to 1505 code for a protein of 475 amino acids. NCBI's taxonomy places the organism in Eukaryota, Metazoa, Arthropoda, Insecta, Thysanoptera, Thripidae.